Messenger RNA from Homalodisca vitripennis (glassy-winged sharpshooter), 2421 nucleotides. RefSeq names its product nuclear RNA export factor 1-like. The record is from RefSeq and is a predicted model, not a curated record. The transcript is spliced from 13 exons. NCBI's taxonomy places the organism in Eukaryota, Metazoa, Arthropoda, Insecta, Hemiptera, Cicadellidae. Gene Ontology annotation, biological process: poly(A)+ mRNA export from nucleus. Gene Ontology annotation, cellular component: cytoplasm; nucleus. The coding region runs from base 180 to 2081 and encodes 633 amino acids. Gene Ontology annotation, molecular function: RNA binding; protein binding.
AGAAGGGCAAUAGUCUAGUCUUUGUCUAACUUGGUCUGCCAUAGUUGUUUCGUAACACAACUCAGGUUGUUAUUUAUUCUGAUCCAUUUGUAUUUACAUCAGGAAUUUUGAACUUUUAGUAAAUUAACUAUACCGCUAAUUAUAGUGUCGUUCUUGUGAGUUAGUAGUGACAAUUCAAGAUGCCUAAUAAAAAUAACCGAAUGAAGAAUAAAAAUAUGGGUUAUUAUGGCCAUAAUGAACAUGAUGACCGGGUACCUUUUACAUCAGAGAGCACAAGGAGAGUCUCUUUCAAAAAUUAUGGUAACAACCGUUUUAAAAAUUAUCGUCAAAGAGGUAGAGAUGACAAAAUGCGAGCUGCACUUGCCAUCGAUGAUGAUGUGGAAAUGAUGAUUGGAAAUGAUGCUGGAAAUUACCACCGUGGUAGAUAUCAAGGAGGUUAUCAAAUGAGAGGAGUGUACUCCAAGAGAAGGAGAGGUGGUGCCAGACUAGAUUCUCCGGUACCUGGUAGAAAACUCCCAGAAAGUCAAUUACAGUGGUACAAAGUCACGAUUCCAGAAGGACAUAAGUAUGAACGGAGUUAUUUGCUGGGACUCAUCCAAAGUUACAUCAAGCCUUUCACAUUGACAGCAUAUGGUUACAAGACACAAGGAGACAGUAUAUGUUUUUAUGUAGACGACUACAAGACAGCACAACAGAUUCUGUACGCAGACAGAAAAAUCACAACUUCUGAUAGUUGGAGGUUGGCAUUGAUCGUCAGGGCCAACAUACCUCAGGUUGACAUCAACGACAGUAUGAGGGCACUGAUGAAGCUAGCCAUGGCCAGCCGUUACAAUGCUGUCAAUAAGGCUCUGGACCUCAGCAAGUUCCAUACUGAUCCAGUUAUAACAAAGGAGGAUGUCUUUUGCCCACUGAAUCGAACCAAUGUGAUGACAGCGGCAAUACAGAUUAUUGCAGACAGUAUACCAGACCUCUUGGCCCUCAACUUGUCAGAAAACAAGCUGACGGCGGUAGACUGCCUCAAGAUACUGAAGACCAGCACACCCAACCUCAAAGUACUGCACAUUGGCAAAAAUAAUAUUCGGUCCAUGUCCCAGUUUGAUUCGUUCCAAGGUUUAUCUGUGGAGGAACUAGAACUGGACGGCAACCCUUUGUGUGAUCUAUUUCGGGACAAGGAGUCUUACAUCAGGGAGGUUCAGAAGAGAUUUCAGAAAGUGAUCAAGCUGGACGGAACUGAAGUGCCACGCAUGAUCACGUUCAACGUAGAGGAGGAGAUCGCAUUGGUGCAAUCACAGGGCAGUUUUGUGUGUGACCCAGCCGCAGCCAACGUGAUCAGGCCAUUCCUCCAGCAGUACUACAGUCUGUAUGACAGCGACACCCGUGCACCGUUACUAGAUGCGUACCACGAGGACGCACAGUUCAGUCUGGCCUGCUCUCAUCAGAAUACCGCCACCAACACCAUGGCACCGUACCUGCAGGACAGUCGUAAUCUCCUGGUCGUCAACAACGCCGAGAAGAGAAAAAGGCUGCUUAGACGUGGCAGAGCUAACAUUCUAGCGUACCUGACGUCGCUGCCUAAAACUCAGCACGAUCCCGCAACGCUUACUGUCGACUGUUCCAUCUACAGUCCAUCAAUUAUCAUGUUAACUGUGACUGGAGUGUUCCGAGAAGUGGGAGAGAGGAAGUAUCCUCUGAGAUCGUUCCAUCGCUCGUUUGUUAUCGUUCCUGUCGGCUCAGGCUUUUGCAUCAUCAAUGAGUUGCUCCACAUCACGCCCGCCACUUCAGACCAAGUCAAGGGAGCAUUCAAAACAGCUGAGACUGCAGCUGCUCCCCCACCCGUUGCACCCACUGCCCCUGUGGUACCCCCUCCAGUCCCUGCAGUGGUACCAGCGGUAGUGCCAGUUGAAGUGGACAUCGCCACUAAGCAGCAAAUGGUCACCACUCUUGCCACACAGUCUGGAAUGAACCUCACAUGGGCUGAGAAGUGUCUAAGCGAGAAUGGUUGGGACUUCAACCGCGCAGCGUUUGUCUUCAGUGAACUUCAGAAGCAAGGGAAAAUUCCAGCCGAGGCUUUCAUUAAAUGAAGUAUAAACCCAAAUUUCGUAUGUUAACUGUAUUUUUGUAAUUUUCCUAUUGGAGAAUCUUACAGUAAAUCAAUUUGGGAUAAUCUGUGUAAAUAGUCAUUUAUUUUAAGUGAAACUUUUAGUUGUAACUGUAGACUUAGGUUUGUAUAAAGUGUACAAUGUAGAAUAUGUCUUGUUUUAUUUAUUUUCUGUCAGUUAUUCUUUAUCCAAUGGUUUGUGUUUUCACAAAUUGUCUUCUGCAUAAUUAUUGCAGAACUAUGCUGUAAUGUAUGUUUGCUUUCUUGUAGUUACAUUCCAUUGUAUUUUGCUUUCAUUGCAUAAAACAUUUUGUUACAGUUUA